AUGGCAAAUAAAUUAGUUGCAAGGAAAAAAAUAGCUACCCAUAUUGCUCGGGAAAAUAAUCUUGUAAAAAAUAAAAGAUCUGUGAAAAAGGUGGUGGUCCUUGUGAUAAUCAUUUGUAUGCUAAUAGCUGCUACAAUUUUGUUAAUUCUUCAUUUUACUUUAAAUGGGAAUAGUGGGUAUCCUAUUGAUAUAGGGGUUUAUACAUAUGAAAUAUUAAAUAAAUAUGAGCAUGUUCAUGAUCCAACAGUUGGACAGCAAGCAAAUGUGGAUUCAAUAGUUCAUCAAAGAUAUACAACCAAUCAUCCUUUUACUCAAGGCUUAUUAUAUAUAGAUGGUAAUACAUUAAUUGAAUCAUCAGGAUUAUAUGCAGUUAGCUAUUUAAGAAGAUUUAAUCUAAAAACAGGUUCAACAGAGCGUUUUUAUAAUAUAACAAAUAAUUAUUUUGCAGAAGGUAUAGCAAUAGUUAUUGAACCUGAAACAUAUAGAAAAUUUAUAUUUGUAUUGACAUAUAAAGAAAACACUAUAUUAGUAUUUGAUUAUAAUACAUUUGAAUUAUAUAACACAUUUGAACAUGAGUUAGUUGGAUAUGGACUGACUUCAAAUUUAGAUCCUAUUCAUUCUAUUCAAGAUUUAAGAAAUGGUAAAUUUGCAAAUUAUCAAAAAUUAUGGGCAACAUCAGGAAAUGAAUUUUUAUAUGAAUUAGAGAUUCCAAAUAAUUUUAAAAAAGUAAAUAAAAUAAAUAUAAUUAACAAAAAAAAAGUUACAUGUGCUGGAUUUACUAUGAAGCAUGUUAAUGAAUUGGAAUACCAUUUACAAGAAAAAACAAUUUAUGCUAACAUAUUUAUGACAAAUUUAAUAAUCGAAAUUGAUAUAUCUAAAGGAUCAUGUCUUAAAAUAAUUAAUCUUACUGGAUUAAUUGAUCAUAACACAAAUAAGGAAGCCGUUGGAAGAAGUAGGGAAUCCUUCUUAAACGGAAUUGCAAUAAAUCCAGUAAAUAGUAAGGAGGGUAUUCCCAAUUUACUAGUAACUGGGAAGUUUUGGCCAAAUUUAUUUGAAAUAAAACUUGUAAAAAAUAAUGGAUUGAAUGCGCAUAAUUUAUUGGUUGAAUAUUUUAAAGCAAUUAGGCAUCACCAUUAG
Molecule: messenger RNA, 1137 nt
Organism: Plasmodium vinckei vinckei
Lineage: Eukaryota; Apicomplexa; Aconoidasida; Haemosporida; Plasmodiidae
Product: glutaminyl-peptide cyclotransferase, putative
Exons: 3
Coding region: 1-1137 (378 amino acids)
Molecular function (GO): glutaminyl-peptide cyclotransferase activity
Source: RefSeq, a predicted model, not a curated record